AAAAUGAACCGUAUGAUGAGUACUGAUACUUUGGCUUCCCAAGCUGAAGAGUUUUCCGCUGAUGACUUGCCAGAAGUUAACUGGGAAUCAUACCAAGAAGCUGGUAUCUUGACGCCUUUAGAAAGACAACGUAUAGAAGCUAUCAGUGCUCAAAAAAGGGAUGUUAAACAAAUAAUUGAUAUUGUUAAACAAACUGGUACCAUUGAAUACAUCUAUCUUUUCAUCAAACUCCUUAACGGUGUCCACAAAAACGAAGCUUUGAUUAACAUUUUGUAUUUGAUUGACUUGCUCUUUGAAAAUUGCCCAGAAUUGUGCCAACAAUUCCACGAUGUCGAUCAAAAUGACAAUAGUAAUCAAAAUAAUCCUUUCACUCCAUUCCUCUCAUUGUUCAUCAAAAACGAUAUUUUCAUCAUGGAAAAGGCUUUUAAUUGCUUGAGCAGAUUGUUCGAAUUGGAUGUCGAUAAUGAAAGUAGAACUAGUUUGUGGAAUGCACCAGAGGACCAAGAAAUGUAUAGACAAUUACAACAACUCGAAAGAAAUAAUCGUACAAGAUCAACCCAAUAUAGAUAUCAAUCACAACUUGAAAGCUUUAUUGAAGGAAUUUCUAACCAACUUAAGAGUUCUGGAGAUGAUGUCAGAAAGUCAAGAAUGUGUGUUAAAGCCUUAAUGAGACUUUUGAAGCGUAAUGAUUGUCGUGCUGUUUUGAACAAGGUCAAGGGUAUUGCACCAUUGGUUAAUUUACUUCGUGUCCAUCGUAAUAAUGUCCAAAUUUUGUAUGAAGUUUCUGCUUGUUUAUGGAUGCUUACUUUCCACGAAAAUGCUGUCAGCUUUUUCCAAAAUGAAUCUUUGGUUCCAAAGUUACACGAUGUUUUAAAGUGUGCUCAAAAGGAAAAGGUUAUUAGAGUUAUUUUGUUUAUUUUCAAGAACUUGAUGAAGUAUCCAAAGUUUGUUACUGCUAUGGUUAACGUUAGCGUUCCAAAGACUUUGUUGAAUUUACAAAAGCGUUCAUUCGAAGAUAAGGAUAUUACUGAGGAACUCAAGAGUCUCUCUGAAAAUCUUGAUGCACACAUUGAUGAAAUCAGCUCCUUCGAUGAUUAUAGACAAGAAGUUUUGAGUGGACAUUUGGAAUGGACUCCAGUUCACAGCUCUGAAAAGUUUUGGAAAGAAAAUAUGGAUAAGAUGGAACAAAAUAAUUUUUACAUUCUUCGUGAAUUGAUUAAAUUGUUGGAUGAUGAAUCAAACACAGACAAUUUGGCCAUUGGUUGUCACGAUAUUGGUGAAUUUGUUCGUUAUCACAACCGUGGUAAACGUGUCGUCACUGAUUUGGGUGCUAAGGCUCGUAUUCUCCAAUUGAUGGAACAUCCAAAUGAUGAAGUUAAGAAGUAUGCUCUCGAAUGUUGUCAAAAGAUUAUGAUUAAGAACUAUGAUCUGAUUCGUUAAAUCUAUUUUUCCAAAAUAAAAUCCUGUAUUAAUUAUUUAUCUG
This is a messenger RNA of Naegleria gruberi, 1483 nucleotides long. Its product is annotated as vacuolar ATP synthase subunit H. The coding region runs from base 4 to 1440 and encodes 478 amino acids. Gene Ontology annotation, molecular function: proton-transporting ATPase activity, rotational mechanism. The transcript has a single exon. Gene Ontology annotation, biological process: proton transmembrane transport. Lineage: Eukaryota; Heterolobosea; Eutetramitea; Acrasida; Naegleriidae. Gene Ontology annotation, cellular component: vacuolar proton-transporting V-type ATPase, V1 domain. The record is from RefSeq and is a predicted model, not a curated record.